Limulus polyphemus (Atlantic horseshoe crab) is the source of this 605-nucleotide messenger RNA. RefSeq lists its product as uncharacterized. NCBI's taxonomy places the organism in Eukaryota, Metazoa, Arthropoda, Merostomata, Xiphosura, Limulidae. The coding region runs from base 66 to 605 and encodes 179 amino acids. The record is from RefSeq and is a predicted model, not a curated record. The transcript is spliced from 3 exons.
GCUUGCGUCUUCCGAUAAGUUCAGCAGCUUAUGGCAGAGGGAGUCCUUUUCCAUCGACACCUAUAAUGCCAACCGAAGUGAACCAAUGUCCCCCAUUGAGUUCUUAUUCUCCAGCGCCAUCUGAGUGGAGAAAGAGAAGUCAUGCUAUUCCAGUUAUUGAACCUCGUUAUGAGUCUCAAGGUGGCUACCCUGUAGUACAUGGUUAUCCUUAUUAUCCACAUGGACACAGUCAUUACAUUCCUGUCUGUGAAAGAGGCUAUGAGUCCGCUUAUGACUCCUCUCCUGAUCGUGAAAUUCCACCAAGCUAUCCAACAUCUUCAGGAAGACGAAUCGAGCCUCAAAAAUCAUUUGGUGACUACAACCCCCCCUGGUAUGAUGAUCCCGGAUAUUACAGGAGUCACGUCUACAAAUCUAGGUCAGUGUUUAAAUCUACGAAUAUUAGCACGGACAUUCGAGACCGGUCGGUGCUUCGUAUAAACGAGCAAAGUGUUAAUGGCGAGGAAGGGUUCAACAGCAGCUGUGAUCAGGAAUUAAGUUACUUCUCGGAACCAGAGUUAGACUCUGAGUAUCAUCACCAGCAUAUUCACCGAGCAAAGGUAGAUUAA